Messenger RNA from Castor canadensis (American beaver), 11282 nucleotides. NCBI's taxonomy places the organism in Eukaryota, Metazoa, Chordata, Mammalia, Rodentia, Castoridae. The record is from RefSeq and is a predicted model, not a curated record.
AUAGAGCAAGGGCGGUGCCGCGUGGGCCCCUCCACCCACGGGAGACCCACGAGGAAACCCAGACAGAAAUGGAGGAAGACGAACAGGAGCAGCGGCGCAGGAAAGUAGACGCCGGGAGAGCGAAGCUUGCUCACUUCCGACAGAGAAAAACAAAAGGUGACUGUGCGCAUUCGCAGAAAAAGACGGCGAAGAGGAAGGGCUCGACUGUCGAUGCGUCUGUCCAGGAGGAGAGUCCGAUAGCCACCGAGGAUGGUGGGCUUCUUGGAGCAGGAAUGGUUUGCAAGAGCAUGUCAUGCAGCGACACCCCAGAUGGGGCCAGUGGGGCAUUUGCAGCUCAGGAGCAAGAACAAGACUGUGAACUGGUGAGCAGACCUACAGAUGGAACCGGCCAGCAGCAGCAGCUUCAGGCAGUGCACACCCUUGAGCUGGAAGCUCUGCGCCUGAGCCUGAACAACAUGCACACGGCACAGCUGGAACUGACCCAGGCCAACCUGCAGAAGGAGAAGGAGACAGCGCUGUCAGAACUGCGGGAGAUGCUCAAUGGCCGGCGAGCACAGGAGCUGGCACUGCUGCAAAAUAGGCAGCAGUGUGAAAUGGAGUUGGUGCGGGAGCAGCAUGCACGGGAGAAGGAGGCAAUGGCUCUCCGCUGUGGGCAGGAGACAGCUGAGCUGAAGGAGAAGUUACGGUCAGAGAUGGAGAAAAACGUCCAGAUGAUAGAGACUCUGAAGCAAGACUGGGAAUCUGAAAGAGAGUUAUGCUUGGAAAAUCUACGCAAAGAGUUAUCUGCAAAGCAUCAGUCAGAAAUGGAGGAUUUGCAAAACCAGUUUCAGAAAGAAUUGGCAGAACAGAGAGCUCAGUUGGAGAAGAUGUUUCAAGCCAAAAGUGAGGCUGAAGUUUCUCUGAAGAACCUGGAAGCUCAGCACCAGGCAGCCAUCAAGAAGUUGCAGGAAGACCUGCAGUCAGAACGUAGCCAGUAUUUGCAAGACAUGGAGUUGAAAUUCAGAGAACGGGAAAAAGAAAAACAACUGGAGUUAGAGAAUCUUCAGGCAUCUUACGAAGAUCUGAAGGCCCAGUCACAAGAAGAAAUCAGGCACCUCUGGUCCCAGCUGGAGUCUGUGCGAACAAACAGAGAGGAACCAAGUGAGUCACGGGAGCUGCUUCUGGCCCAAACAUCUCACCUGGAGGAGCUGGAACACCUGCGGUGGGACUUUGCUCAGCAGCAGCAGCGAGACAGAGCCCAGCACGAGUGUGAACUGGAGCAGCUGAGGGUCUAUUUUGAGAAGAAGUUGAGGGAUGCUGAGAAAACCUACCAAGAAGACCUGACCGUGUUCCAGCAACGGCUGCAGGAGACGAGGGAAGAUUCUUCUCUGGGAAGUUCAUCUGGUGUAUUUUUAGAAGAGACAUCUGGCAGAGAAAGAAAAGAGCACCCUGACCAAUUUAAUCUUCAACUGGAGCAGCAGAAGGAGAGCAUGACAUGUUUACAAGCAGGGUUAGAAGAAGACCACAGGUGCCCAGAAGUAUUGAGUUCUUCCCUCCAUGUCCCGCUCAAAGAGGAUGAAUCAGACAGACACUGCGUAGGGCUUGAGGUGCUGGAGCUGGAGCAGCUGUCAUCCACGCCUUCAGACCAGCACAGCCAAGAGCUCAUACAGGUGCAUCCCCAGUAUGCGCAGAAUGGGACGUUGGAAGUAAACACACAGGUGGCGGCCAGAGUCCUGGGUUUGGAAGCUGAGCACAAAGUUAAGCUUUCACUUCUUCAGACUGAGCUCAGGGAAGAAAUUGAACUCUUAAAAAUAGAAAACCGAAAUUUGCAUGAGAAGUUACAGCAUGAGACCCGUCUGAAAGAGGACCUGGAAAGUGUAAAACAUGCUCUAGUUGAAGAUCAUCAGGAGGAACGAAACAAAGCUGAGGAGAAAAUUCAGCUAAUGAAACAAGAGCUCAAAAAAAAAGAAGCGGAGUGGGAGCUUUCACAUGAGGACCUAAAGAGAAAAGCUGAGGAGAGAUUAGCCUCGAUGCUUCUUGAGCUGAGAGAACAGACUGAGUCUGAGAAACAGUCUAUAAUGAGCAGGUUUGAGCUGCGAGAGGCGAGCAUGAAGCACCUUCAGGACCAGCAGGCAGCCCAGAUCCUGGGCCUGGAGAGGUCCCUGAUGGAGCAGCAGAGCCGCCUGCGGCAGCUGGAACAAGGACUCACUGCAGAUGAGGCUCUGUUGUGCAGUCAGUGUGGCCAGGAGCCCCCUGCAGCCCAGGACGGGGAGCAUACCCUGCUACUCCGUGAAAAGGAGGACUGUGCCCUCCAGCUGAUGGUGGCCCAGAACAGGUUUUUGGAGGAACGUAAAGAGAUCAUGGAGAAGUUCACUGCAGAACAAGAUGCCUUUCUGCGGGAGGCCCAGGAGAAACACACCCAGGAGCUCCAGCUCCUGCAGCAGGGACAUCAACAACAGCUUCUGUCUUUGAGGACAGAGCUUGAGAACAGGCACCAGGCCGAGCUUGCUGAGCGGAUGGCCUCCCUGAAGAGUGAGCAGCGAGUCCUCCUUGAGACCCGUGUGGCUGAAUUGCAGGAAAAACAUGCUGCUGAAAUCAGUGCUUUGGAGACGAGGCAUUUGUCAAACCUGGAUGCUCUGGAGUCCUGUUACCUGGCUGACAUUCAGACUGUUCAGCAAGAGCACAGGCAGGCUCUGGAGCUUUUGCAAGUAGAGCUUGCAGAACAGCUACAGAGAAAGGACUCAUCUCACCAAGCAAUUUUGACUCAGGAGUUGGAGAAACUUAAGCUGAAACAUGACAAGGAGCUUCAAUCUGCAAAGGACAGCCUGAGAAUUGAAAUGAGCGCCAAACAUACAGAGCAGCUAACAGCCCUGUCCACUGAGCUACAGAGCGCACACCAGGAGAAGCUAGCUGCAGCCCUGUGUGAUCAGAGGCGCCAGCUGGAGGAGGAGAAGGUUGCAGCUCUGGACAGGGUAGGCACUGAGGUUCUGUUGUUAGAGCACCAGCACCAAGCCACCCUGCAGGAGCUGGGAGAUGCACUGGCAACUGAGACACAGAAGUCACGAGCAGAGCUGGCCAAGCCCCAGGAGCUGCACGGACAGGCUACGCAGUUGAAAGACCAAGUCAUAUCCCUAAGUCAGGAGAUAGAAGAGUGCCGCGCUGAGCUCGAAAGGCUGCAGCAGAGGCGUGAGAGAGAGAACCAGGAGGGUGCUAACCUCAUCUGCAUGCUCAGGGCAGAUGUGGACCUGUCUCAGAGUGAAGGGAGAGCACUCCGUGAUGCCCUGAGAAGGCUGCUGGGUUUGUUUGGAGAGACACUGAAGGCAGCUGUCACCCUGAAAAGCCGGAUUGGUGAGCGUGUGGGGCUCUUCCUGGACCACAUGGGUGCCGCAGAAGAAGGCCAAGCUCCAGCAGCAGCUCCAGCACUUGAUGAAAUGUGGUCUGAUGAGGCCCUGCUGGAGUUGGACAGAACUUUAUCUGAAGGGGAAGAGAUAUCUUCAGUGGCUGAAAUUAGCAGUCAUGUAUGUGAAAGCUUUUUAAUGAGUCCCGAAAGUACACUGGAAUGUGAGCAGCCCAUUAGGAGAGUCUACCAGAGCCUUGGCAUAGCUGUGGAUGGCCUCCUAGAGAUGGCCCUGGAUUCUUCCAGGCAGCUGGAGGAAGCACGUCAGAUGCAUUCUCACUUUGAGAAAGAAUUUCUCCAUAAGAACGAGGAGACUGCACAGCUUUUGCAGAGGCAGCAGGAGAUGCUGGAGCACUUUAGGGAGGAGAGCACCGCCAAGGCUGAGCUGGAGCUAGAGCUACACACAGCUGAGGGCCUCCUUGAAGGAUUCAAAGUAGAGAAAGCAGAUCUGCAGGAGGCACUGGGCAGGAAGGAGGAAUCAGAGCAGCAGCUGGUCCUAGAGCUGGAGAGCCUGCAGCAGCAACUACAUCAGGCAGACCAGGAACUGGCCACUCUGAGGCAUGAAAGUUCCACCCUGUGGAGCCAGAAGGAAGCCUUGGCUGCUGAAGCAGAAGCAAGAGAAAUGGCACUGCUGAAGGAAGUGGAAUCUCUAACCAGGGAGCAAUCGGAGGCCAGGAAGCAGUCGGAGAAGGAUCGCGCAGCUCUGCUCUCACAGAUGAGGGUCUUGGAGUCCGAGUUGGAGGACCAGCUCUCACAGCACCAGGGCUGUGCCCAGCAGGCUGAGGAGGUAGCCACCCUGAAGCAGCAGCUAGCUGCCCUGGACAAGCAUUUGCGUAGCCAGCGACAAUUCAUGGAUGAGCAGGCUGCUGAGCGUGAGCAUGAGCGCGAAGAGUUUCAGCAGGAGAUCCUGAGGUUAGAGGGGCAGCUCCGCCAGGUUGCCAGACCACGGUCCCCAGGUCUCCUUGAUAGCCAGUGUGUGCAGUUGGAUGAGAAGGUAGGAAUUGUUAAAGAAAAACUGAGAGAAAAAUCAGAUGGGUUUAAUGACUUGAUCAUAAAGAAAGAGUUAGCAGAUCAGCAACUCUUAAUCCAGGAAGAAGAAAUUAAACGUCUUGAGGAGACCAACGCCAACACCCUAAGACAAGUGGCCCAACUCCAGGAAGAACUAGAAAAACAGAAAAAAACUGUGAAAGAACUACAGGAUAAAGAGAGUCUGAAGGGACAGCAGGUGAGCGAUUCACUGCUGACGCCCAUGUCACAGUCUAGGCUCGAUGAAGGCAGCUGUUCCAUGCCUCCUUCAGGCAGCUCUCCUGAGGGUCUAGAAGUCCAGCUAGACACAGCACAGAGGACACUCUUGCAGCGUGAGACCGAGGUUUCAGACUUAAAAGAACAGCUAGAAAAGAUUAAAGCUGACUUACUAAGUAAAAACGAAGAAAUACUACAUCUGAACUUAAAACUGGAGAUACAGAACAACCCCAUUCCUGUUAACAUCCAAGAACUUCAAGAGGAGAAUGCCAGUUUAAAGGUUAUGUACAGCAGAAGUUCUGAGGUUGAAGAGCUGAAAGGUAUCAUUGAAAAUUUACAAGAGAACCAAGAACGAUUACAGAAGGAUAAAGCAGAAGAAAUUGAACAGCUCCAUGAAGUCAUUGAAAAGCUGCAGAGUGAACUGACCCACAUGGGGCCCAUGGUGCAUGAGCUCAGUGACUGUCAGGCUGACAGUCUCCACAGCGAGCUACUCUGCUUCCAGGGCGAGGGCCCAAGUGGUCAAGCACUGCGGACUGAGCUAGAAGCUGCGCUUGCGGCCAAGGAGACCUUGGGCCAGCUGCUAGCCGAACAGGCCCAAGGACAUAGCCAGGCCCUAGAGGCACUGCAGCAGCGCCUACAAACUGCAGAGGAGGCUGCCUCGCAGCAGCUAGUAAAACUAGAACACAGUGUGGCCCUCAGGGAGGCUGAGGUGGGGGGCAUGGCCUCCCGGAUCCAGGAGUUUGAAGCUGUCCUGAAGGCAAAGGAAGCAGUCAUUGUCCAGAGAGAUUUGGAGAUUGAUGCUAUGAACAAGCAGAAAGAGGCUCACACCAUCGAGCUGGAGGCUAUCCUGUUGGCCUUGGCACGCUUCUGUUACACCCUGGAACAGCAGCCUCUGGGUGCCCCGGGUGAGCCUCCCGAGCUGCAGCAGCUGCGAGUGCAGUGUGCCCGCCUUAACCACCAGCUGCAGGUGCUUCACCAGCGGUUCCUGAGGUGCCAGAUGGAGCUGGACCAGCAGCAGGCCCAUGGGGUGGCACACCGCCCGCACCCUCAUGCAGACAGACAGGCUGAGCAUUAUGGUCAACUGGAACAGGGCAGCAGUAGCAGGCGGCCGACCUCAGCCCCCCAUGGCUGUGGCCAAUGGGACAAUCUGCAGCCUGCCAAAGUACUGGUGACGCUGAAGGACUCCGGUCUGCACAAAGCAGAAAGCAUGAUGUCGGUGCUCACAGUGUGCCAGAGACAGCUAGAGGCAGAGCUGCUCUUGGUGAAAAAUGAAAUGUGCUUGAACAUGGAUAGUGACAAGGUGGCAGAAGCGGUGCAGGGUAAGGAAAAGCAACUAGAAGAUUGUCAGCUGAGGAGUGUUGACCUCAUAGCUCAGGUGAAACAACUUCAGGAAAAACUGAACUGUCUGGUAUAUUCUAUGGCCUUCCAGGACAUCCACAUGGAACACCUUAAGUUCCAGCAGCACUCAGCAUCGCCAUGCCCAGCAGAAAAUGGUUCCAGUGAUGAUUCCCACAAUGGCAAAGAAACAGAUGCCUCACCUCCUGUUGACAUGUUUAAUAUCGACAAAGCCACAUGGGAUCUAAGUGGUAUUACUAAAAACCAAGAGUUGAUGGAAAAUGAAAUGCCAGAUUUUCUAACUCAAGAAAAGUUAGUGUUGAAGGAUAAGCCUCUUUCCUUACAAACUAGUGUGCAUAGCAGCUCCUUCCACAUUGAAGAGGCUGAGCCCCAGAAGGAUGGUGUGAGGGCACUGGACCUGUCUUCUUGGACCCCCGAGGUCUUCCGAAAAGACUUGACUCCUGAGCGUCAGCCCAGUCUCCCUGUGACACCUUGCUCAGAUGCUGUGAGCCUGCAAAGUGCUGACACCUCCCCGCAGGACCGGACAGACUCCCUGCUAUGGGCCGAUGCGUCUGGGCUGCUUUGUUACCCAGGCAGGUCAGCAGCAGGACCGGCCCCACAGUGGGUGGUGGCUCCAUCUGCUGGGCAGCACCAUGUGGACAGGACAGCCCUGGAGAAGGACAUCGAAGACUUUAUCAUAACAACCUUUGAUUCUCAAGAGCCAUUAAGAUCCCCUCCUCUUGGGUUAGAAGGAAGAAGCAAUGGAAAUGAAAAAAGUGACUGCCCAGGUGUUGGUGCAAUGCUGACCCUGAGUCUAGGAGGACCUGAGGCUCCCACCUCUGAUUCUGUGGCUGCUUUUGUUGCUCCCACCUCUGGAGGGUUUCGACGGUCACUAGGAGUGAUGAAGGAGAAGGACAUCCACUCGAAGCAUGUGAAGGCUUUGCUGCAGAUGGUGUUGGAAGAGAGCCACCAGAUAUUGGCCUUGUCAGAGAACCAAGACCUUCCCAGUCCUCUGAGCAGGGGUGAACCACGUGCCCCACUGGAUGGCUGCCUGCGGGAGAGGCAAGGCCUACUGGAGACAGUGCCUGAGAAAGAAGAGAAGGACCCUUCUGAGACACGCCUUGUCUGGAGUGGGGAGCUUCUGCAGGCUGUGCAGGAGGUAUUUGAGAAGGAGCGGGAGACUCUGAAUGCCAAGCUGCAGUCCAGACCGGGUGACUCAGACCUGGGGCCUUACUGCUCCCUGUUGGAGAGACUGGAGAAGGUUAUCCAAGAGCAGGGAGACCUUCAAGAGAAGGCCCAGGAACAUCUGCACCUACCGGCUAGGAGUAGCCUACUGUCUGAGAUCCAGGCCCUGCGUGCCCAGCUGCGCAGGACUCACUUGCAGAACCAGGAGAAGUUGCAGCAGCUGUGCGCAGCGCUGACCAGUGCAGAGGCCCGAGGGAGCCGGCGGGAACACCAGUUGCGUAGGCAGGUUGAACUAUUGGCGUAUAAACUUGAGCAGGAAAAGUAUAUAGCCAGUGACUUACAGAAAACCCUAAGCAAAGAGCAAGAGAAAGUGAGUGACACCCAGAAGCGCCUAGUGGUGGAACAGAGUGCUGUGCAGGACUUGAAAUCAGAGCUGCAUGAGUGUAAGCAGGAGAACUCAAGGCUGUUGGAGUCCCUUGGCAAGGUGCAGCAAGAAGUCCUCCAGUUGAGGUCACUGCUGGACAGGAAGGAGAAUGACCUGAAGGCUGCGCUUGAGGAGCUGGAGUGUGAACGUGGGAAGGAGCGAGCCCUCCAGGCCCAGCAGGAGGAACAGCGGCGGCAUCUGCAGUGGGAGGACCAGAGCUCCAAGGCCCUGGAGGAGUUAAAAAUAUCUUUGGAGAAGCAUCGUGCUCAAAAUAAUCAACUAUGUGUUGCAUUGAAACAUGAGCGUGCUGCGAAGGACAACCUGCAGAAGGAACUGCAGAUCGAGUGCUCGCGCUGUGAGGCCUUACUGGCACAGGAGCAGAGCCAGCUCUCUGAGCUGCAGAAGAACCUGGAGGCUGAGAAGAGCCGCUCAAUGGAGCUGUCGGAGGCCUUACAGCACGAACGGCUCCUGACAGAGCAGCUGAGCCGCAGUGUGCAAGAGGCCUGUGCCCGCCAGGAGACACAGGCACACCACACCUUGCUGCGGAAGCUGAAGGCAGAGAAGGCCCGCACGCUGGAGCUGCAGGUGGUGCUUGAGAAGGUGCAGCAGCAGGCCGUACACGCACAGCAGCAACUGGAGGCCCAGGCGCAGGAGCGCUGUGCAGAGCUCAGGAAAGAGAAGAAGCGAGAAUUAGAAUUGCAGCACCAGCGUGAUGAGCAUAAGAUUGAACAGCUUCAGCAGACAGUGAGAGAGCUGCGAUGGAAAGAGGAGGUACCUUGGGGUGAUGGCCCCUGCCUGGGCUCCCCCCGGCCCGGCUCCCUAGAGUUGAACCAUUUCCGGGAACAGCAGCAGGAGCUGGAGAAGAUACGGCAGCAGCUGCUCUGUGUGGCUGGGCUCCUGACCAGCUUCGUCAACCACACCGUGGACAGGACAGUUAACAAUUGGACAUCGUCCAAUGAGAAGGCAGUGUCAUCCUUAGUACACACUCUGGAGGAACUGAAGUCUGAGCUGAGCACGCCCGCCUCCUCCAAGAAAAAAAUGGCAGCAGAGCUACAAAUCCAGCUUGUGGAUGUGUUGCUGAAAGACAACGAUUCUCUUACAAAAGCCAUCAGCACAGUCACCCAGGAGAAAGCAGAACUGUCCAAGGCAGUGUCCAGGCUUGAGAAGACCCUGAAGCACCAUGUACAGAAGGGCUGCACCCUUAGUAGGCCAGGCAAGUCUGUUUGGAAGCAAGAUGGGACAGUUUUGCACAAUUCUUCACAACACUCAGACCCAGGACAGCUAAUGCCACCUGCAAGCGAAGAUAUGAAUAUCUGCCAUGUCAAGAUGGAAAAAUUGUACUUGCAUUAUCUGAGAGCAGAGAGUUUCAGAAAAGCUCUAAUUUAUCAAAAGAAGUAUCUUUUAUUGCUGAUUGGUGGGUUCCAAGACUCUGAACAGGAAACCCUCUCCAUGAUCGCUCACUUGGGGGUGUUUCCUUCCAAAGCAGAUAAGAAAGUGGCCACAUCACGUCCUUUCACGAAGUUCCGCACUGCUGUCAGGGUGGUCAUCGCAGUGUUGAGAUUACGUUUUUUGGUUAAGAAGUGGCAAGAAGUUGAUCGGAAAGGAGCUCUAACACAAGGCAAAGCCCCUCGCCCAGGGUCCCGAGCACCACGGCGGCAGCAGUCUUCAUCAAAAACCAGAGGGUCCCUCCCAACUCGUGAUGUGUCUUUAGGCCAUCCCCAGGACUCUGUGCAUGGCUCUGGACCUGCAGCAGCCUCCUCAAGCAGAGGAGUCAGAUCUACUUCAUCCCCAAAUUCAAGAUUAGAAAGAUCCCUGACUGCAUCUCAAGAUCCGGAACCCUCCUUGACAGAAUAUAUUCACCAUUUAGAAAUGGUUCAGCAAAGACUGGUGGGGUUGCCACAAGAUUCUACUUCAAAGAACUCCUGUCACCAGAAGAUUAAACAGUGAAUAAAGUCCUGUGAUUUUUAACCUGUGACAAUUCUAUUUGAGGAAAAGACGUUUAUUCCUAAGGAAAGUUCAUGGUGUGGCCUUGGACACAGCCCUCAGGUGCCACCAAGUGUCCCUCUUCACAUCACUGCAAAGCCACAUGGCGUGCUUUCUGUGACCUCGGCAUGCUUUGCUCCUUACCUCCCUUGAAUGAUGCUGCGUGCUGUUCUGUGCCUGUUGGCAGAGCCACUCGUCUCUUCCACGGAGGGAAGUGGUUUCCAGUUAAUUAUUUUCUUAAAUGUACAAAUGGAAACUUCAUUUAAAAAUGAACACACACACACAGAGGAAGGAAGGAAUAAAGUGAAAGCACUGUUCUGUUGUGGAUGGUCUUGUGUUGUUUUACUUCAUCUAGUUUGCUUUUGUCAUUGAUUUAAAAAAAAAACUUAGAAUUUAUGUCAGACUCCUCUAAGUCAAGAAUUUUUUUUUAAGUUUUACCAGGUUUUGAACUCAGGGUGUUGUGCUUGCCAGGCAGGCGUUCUACCACUUGAGGCAUGCCCCUAACCCUCAAAUCACUCUUCACUUGAUGAAGACACAGCCUCUUGCCAACUGCUUAUCACUUUCAUUUUAUUUCUGAAUGGUGCUGCCACAGCCCACCACCUUCUUUCAGCUACCACCGUUGGAUGACUCACCCAUACUCAUGACCUGGUGUCCAUCAUCCAGACCUGUACUGUAUAGAUGUAUGUAUGAAAGUAUAGCACACAGACAUUUAUACACACACAGGGUUAGUAAACAUGGCAAUUUUAAAAAAAUAGUAAAUCUCGAUAGUGCAUCUAUUGUUAUUUAUUUAAACUUUCCCAUAAUGAAAAACAAAAACAAAAAAAGCACAGUCAACUACAGUGUGGCCCAGGAAUGCCUUAAUCAAAUACAUAGCAUCAUAUGAGUCAGAACCUAGGCUGUAAAACCAACCACUCUGGGUUUUCAAAGGGAAUUUAAUAUAGGAAUUUGGUUGCUCUAAUGAUGGAGCAGCAGAGUCACAAAGCAACAAGGUGAGACAACCCAAAGAUGAACAGCAGCUGGAAGCUCUCACCUUUGGGCAAGAGGAACAGUGCAAUUGUUCUGGGACUCAAGGGGCAGGCCCCCUCUCUCAGGAGACAAUCCCCAAGGAGACACAUCAACCUCCACAGAGAGCAGCCACCCUCCACAGAGUGAAAGAAAAAUGCCUGUCUUUUCCUUCCUGCCUUUCCACUUGCCAAAACCAGACAAGGGAGCCUGGGCAGCUGUGCAGCAGAGAUGAAGAGGAAUCAAUCUGACUGCACACAGGUAUGUGCUGGCCACCAGAGCCACCCCUUUGAUACUGAGCAUUUGAUCUCACUUUCUUACCCAUAUUUAAUUGCAAAAUGUAACUUGAUAUACACCUGCCUGAUGUGAGGUAAGAAAAAAAAAAUGUUUUAUCUUGUCCAAAGCCCUUGAGAUGUAAUCCAAGCUGGCCAGGGGAUACGUAGUUGCCUGAGAUCUGGCAACUGGGAGCUGGUUUCUAAGGUGAGUGCACCACUAACACAUCAUACAAAGUUGGGGAGGUGAAAAGGGGAAAUGACAGAAAGCAAAAGUUCUUCUGGGGCCAUUCCUGUCCCUUGUGUUCUCAGGACCUGGGAGAAACAGUACCCUAUACUAUUCACACAAGACACAUGUCACCUCUUGUAUUUCAGCAUUGCACAUGACAGUGUAUAGUCUUCAGACUGGCCUUUCCACUAUCCUCCAGAUAAGCUACCUCUGGGUAAUGGGAGUGUAUGGCAU